Molecule: messenger RNA, 563 nt
Organism: Alternaria rosae
Lineage: Eukaryota; Fungi; Ascomycota; Dothideomycetes; Pleosporales; Pleosporaceae
Exons: 3
Coding region: 124-498 (124 amino acids)
Source: RefSeq, a predicted model, not a curated record
UCACACCAUCAUCAAGGCAACAAUUAGCGCGAAGUUGAUGGAAACACGGCUAUUGCGUGACCGGAUAUAAUAUUCGAUGCCAUUUCAGGCACUGGACAUGUUCAAAACACUUUCCUCUUCGUGAUGCUCUCAAGAAUCAGCUUUCACGUUUUCUUCCUCUUUAUGCUCGGAAAUUGUACAGAUUCAAUCCCAGACGUGCAUUCCGAUUUCGUUCCAGGAUCAGGUCUCCUGUCUCUGGCGUCUCUAAACCUUACUUCAGUUGACCUACUGGAGUUACCGAUAGUACGAGACACCAGCGCUCAAAUAAUCACCUCAGAAAACACAGUGGUAUGCGGCCCGGAAGAUGGCUCCUAUACGGACGUCGACAAUCUCAUUUCCUGCUUCAAUUAUCUUCGGAUCCUCGGCAAAACUCCCUGUGAGUUCGACAGUAGAGAGCCGAGAACUGUAUGUUGGCACGGGUUCAAUGGCGUUGUCGUUGGUAUAAGUACAACCGGGUAGCGUUAGAGCAGUUACUGCAUCGAUCUGUCGUUAAGUGUCUUGGCUGUCAUUGAUGGCUGCACGAG